Penaeus indicus is the source of this 1137-nucleotide messenger RNA. RefSeq lists its product as uncharacterized. Bases 1 to 1137 code for a protein of 378 amino acids. The record is from RefSeq and is a predicted model, not a curated record. Lineage: Eukaryota; Metazoa; Arthropoda; Malacostraca; Decapoda; Penaeidae. The transcript has 5 exons.
AUGAAAAUACAGGAUGCAGAGGUGGUCUGGAUCGCGAGGGACCUUAACGGGCAUGUUGGGGAAGGGAACCUUGAUACAGAAGUUACAGAAGAGUACGGUGUUGGAGCACGGAAGAAGGAGGAGACAGGACUGUGGACUUUGCAACAGCAAAAGUAUAGAGGGGGACACGAAGAGUUGCACUGCAUCUUCAAUGACCUAGAGAAAGUGUACGAUCGGGACCCAAGGCAGGGAGUGUGGAAUUGUCUGCAGCUAAAGGAAGUGGAAGAGAAAUACAUCAGGCUGGUAUAUGAUAUGUAUGAGGGUAGCAAGACACUAGUGAGAUGGGCAGCAGGUGACACAGAGGAGUUUGAGACGACACUGCGGUGGGUGCAGAGACAGGAGGAGGUAGAACAGAGGCUAGAGUUGUGGAGAGAGGCGAUGGAGGUAAGAGGUAUGAAAGUGAGCAGAAAGAAGACCGAAUACCUGAAAAUGAAAGCAGAUGACGGGGAGGAAGGGCAGGAAAAGGAAAGGAUGAAGUUGUUAAACAAGUGGAAGGGAUCCACUGUACAGGCAGAUGGUGGGUCAGAGAGGGAAGUUACGAAACGGAUACAGGCAGGAUGGGGAUCAUGGAAGAAAAUAACAGGUGUGAUGUGCGACAGAAAGGUUUCAGACGCUGUGAAGGGAAGGAUGUACAAGACGAUGAUGAGGCAAGCGAUGGUGUACGGGACGGAGGCGGUAGCUGUAACGAAGGCGCAGGAAGGAUACUGUCUCGAAUUGGCACGGUCACUGCACAGAAUCCCAAGUAGAGAAGGGCGCAGUACCCAGCCAAGUGUCUUGAAUAUGAACGUGCAACAUUUAUUCUCACGGGAAGAUCGGGAGCGGACGCUGGCCAUUGCUAGCGAGGUUCAAAGAUAUCCAACUCCUUCGUUACGGUCGCGAUCAAAGAAGCCGCACCUUUGGCUCGACGUCCCGAAGAUGACGAGUCUCAUUAACAUUUCCAGGUCGAGGGAACCACCGACUUUCCCAAUCUGUAUCGAAACUAAAGGAUCUGAAGCGCUUCGGAUCCUAAAGAAAGGGAAUUUCGAAGCCUCGGUCUCGAAGCCAACUCACGCUUGGGUUCUGGAAGGCAAGGUUUCCAGAAGGUUCGAAACCCCCUGA